GGGUCGGCGGGAGUCGGACCGGAAGCGCGGCCUGGCGCGGUUGCCGUGACAGCGGUCCCGGAGCCGCCAUGGAGGCCGCGGCCGCGCUCACCGACAUGUACGACCAGGCGCUGCUGGGGAUCCUGCAGCACGUCGGGAACGUGGAGGAGUUCCUGCGCAUCCUCUUCGGCUUCCUCUACCGCAAGACCGACUUUUACCGUCUCCUCUUGCGGCCCGGGGACCGCCUGGGCUUCCCCCCCGGCGCGGCGCAGGCCAUGGCACUCCAGGCAUUCAAAGUCUUUGAGCGGAUGGCCCGGCAGGAUGAUGAGAAGAGGCGCCAAGAGCUGGAGGCGAAGCUGAGGAAGAAGGAGGAGGAGGAGGCUGCCGCAGCCGCCGAGAGGGUGAAACUGCCCCCUGCAGCUCAGGAGGUUGAGGUAGAGACAACAGCAGAGGACGUUCCAGCGGCGGAUGCUGGGGGAGCUGCAGGGAUGCAGGAGUCGGCCGUAGCCCAGGAUGCAGCCCCCAGUCCUGCGUCAGCAGAGCCCCUGGGGGCCGCUGCCCCGGCAGAGCCCCAUCCAGCAGAACUGCCCACGAGACAGGAGCAGUUCCAGACAAACCCUGACAGCUACAAUGGAGCUGUGCGAGACAAUUAUGCCUGGUCCCAAGACUACAGCGACCUGGAGAUUAAAGUGCCCGUGCCCAAGCACAUCGUAAAAGGCAAACAGGUGUCUGUGGAUAUCAGCAGCAGCACGAUUCGCGUAGCGGUGCUGGAGGGGAGCAGCCAGCGCAUCCUCAUGGAAGGGAAGCUCACGCACAAGAUCAACACGGAGAGUUCCCUGUGGAGCCUGGAGCCGGGGAAGUGCAUUUUGAUCAGCUUGAACAAAGGGGAUGAGUACUGGUGGAACGCCAUCCUGGAGGGCGAGGAGCAGAUCGACAUCGACAAGAUCAACAAGGAGCGCUCCAUGGCCACGGUGGAUGAGGAAGAGCACGCUGUGCUCGACCGCCUCACCUUCGACUACCACCAGAAGCUGCAGGGCAAGCCCCAGAGCCACGAGCUGAAGGUGCACGAGAUGCUGAAGAAGGGCUGGGACACCGAGGGCUCUCCCUUCCGCGGCCAGAAGUUCGACCCCUCCAUGUUCAACAUAUCCCCUGGCGCUGUGCAGUUUUGAUGGUGGCGAAAAACAGCCUAGAAACGAAGCGGGGAGAGGAGAAACCCACCCGGACGCCCCAGCCGGGACCCUCGCACCCAACACCGGCACCCGUAACCCGCUCGCCGAUGAUACAUGCUGCCAGUGCCCUUCCACUGCCUUCGCCACCCCGCGUCGGGCUUGGGGGUUUGAUGUGUGUGCGGGGAAACCUGGCGAAUGCAGAUUUACGUCCCGUCACCAAGGCAACCCGAGCGGCUGGGACCCUUCUCCUCUCCUCGCCUCGCACUGGCGACGGCUCUGUUGUUUUUCAGGAAUAGUCGGAGCUUGUUCGGUGACAUAAUUAUUAUUUCUGGUGGUUGAAGAUGCUUCUUUUGGGGCUUCUGGGGGUGCAGAUCCCUCCCCCCCCGCCCCUGCCCUGGCACAGGGCAGCUUCGCCCCUCGCAGGUGGCGCUGUGCUCCCCACAGCUUGGGUGCAGGCAGCGGGAAUGGCGGGGGGCACGUGUUGGGGAGAGAGACCCUGCCCCUGCCCGCACCCUGCCCACUGCCCUGCCUGCCUGCUGCCCCCCUCGCCGGGCCCUGCUCUGGGGUCUCCCAUGGGUGCUGCACCGCCCCUGCCCCCCACCCGGCCAGAGGGCCCCAUCCAGCACGGGGAAGGUGGGGGUGGGCUUCUCCUGGGUUGACCCCCCUUCAGCCCAUUGCCGGAGGGGGCCCAGGGUGCACAGGUGUGGGCGGCCCCCUUGGUGGUGGGCAGAGAGCUCCGCCGGCCCCCAGGGUUUGCUCCCCGCUUCCGUGGGGGCUCAGCAGGGAGCAGCGGGGGGGUCACUCACAGCACCCUGGUGGGGCGGGGCGGGUCCAGGCUGCACUCGGGGGUCCCUGGCAGCUGGUUAGGGGCCCAGCCCUUGUGGCCAACAGCCCCCCAGUACCAGUGGGCAGUAGCCCCCAAAACCUCUGGGCUUCCCUGGCAUGACACUUUGGUGUCCGGGGGGGGGGCACGUGGGAGCCCUGGGCCCGCCCCAGGCCCAGCCUGGCUCUUGCAGCUUCUCCCCGACCCCCAACCCUGGGUCGCAUGGGCUGGGGGUCCCCGGCCAUCACCUUGCCCCCACCAACUAUCCUCCCUUCACCUUGGUUUGCAAUAAAGAUGUUUCUGGA
Phalacrocorax carbo (great cormorant) is the source of this 2276-nucleotide messenger RNA. The record is from RefSeq and is a predicted model, not a curated record. NCBI's taxonomy places the organism in Eukaryota, Metazoa, Chordata, Aves, Suliformes, Phalacrocoracidae.